UCAAGCUCCUGAAGACGACUCGGGCAAACAUCUUACCGUUUAGGCUAUAUGCAGCUUGGAGGACGUGUGAGUCUUUUGCAGCAACAAUUAAAACGACCUUGACUAGUGAAGGCAGAUUACAGCAGACAUUUAUGGAACGCCAAACCCUAUACUGGGCUCUGAGGACACAGAAGUGGACUUUCUAAACAUCACUGGGAUCCAACUGAAGGUCAUAAUGAGACUAGCAUCCUAAGCGAAUGAAAUUCUCUUCUCAAAGAAAUCCUCCUGCUGUAUUUCCAUUGUGAGAAGUGCAACCCUGUGGGAGAGAAGGAUAUCUCAUGCAAAUUAUUUCCAGAAAGGAUUCAGACUCCAAUGGCAUAUAGAAGACUGCUCUGUGCUUGCCAGUACAGCAUCCCCAGGCCUCCUGCUGUAAGUAUAGCUUCUUUCGACAAAGAAAGCCACGGAGAAGCAAGUCCCUCUCCAACACUGUCCAGUGAAUGGGAAGGGACCCCACUGAUCUUCACGGUCAGACAAGAAAUGAAUAUGGGAGCCAGAGAAGCACCCGGACAGGCCUGGGGCAGUUCAUUUCUGGAACAGGCUUACUCUGAGGCCGUACAGUGCCGUCGCCUCAACGGGAGAAGCCAGGCCCCCUUUGCCUCGUCCAGGGUCUCCUGGAGUUUGUCAGAACUUGAGCUGGAAGAGAGGAUGGCAGCCGCAGUAGGCGCACUGGCAAACCCAGAUUCCCGAAGCUGGCUCCUGGGCGCGCCCGGGAAUUCAGUGGGAAGGGGCACAGUUGCCAUGGCACCAAAGAUGCUCCCCAAGCAUCUUCAUCCCCCCGAGAACAGGGGGCCCGGGGCAGACGCCUCUCUCCCCGGCAGUCUGGCAGCAGCGCCCCUUCCUGUGUUUGCCGGUGCUCCCACCCAUCUCCCCUCCAAGAGGUUAAUCAAGGUUUGCUCCUCUCCCCACUCCCGCCUACCCCCGCGUUUCCAUACGGUUUGUUCACAGGCCCCUCCUAGGCCGGGGGUGAAUGCUCACUUAUGCUGA
Messenger RNA from Balaenoptera acutorostrata (minke whale), 1023 nucleotides. RefSeq names its product chromosome 11 C12orf42 homolog (gene C11H12orf42). NCBI's taxonomy places the organism in Eukaryota, Metazoa, Chordata, Mammalia, Artiodactyla, Balaenopteridae. The transcript is spliced from 6 exons. Bases 352 to 1023 code for a protein of 223 amino acids. The record is from RefSeq and is a predicted model, not a curated record.